Molecule: messenger RNA, 969 nt
Organism: Pseudogymnoascus verrucosus
Lineage: Eukaryota; Fungi; Ascomycota; Leotiomycetes; Thelebolales; Thelebolaceae
Exons: 4
Coding region: 1-969 (322 amino acids)
Molecular function (GO): pectate lyase activity
Source: RefSeq, a predicted model, not a curated record
AUGAAGCUCUCCAUUCUCUCUGUCGGCCUCCUGGCUGGAGCCGUUGCUGCUGUGCCAACCGCCACAACUGACAGCCCUAUUGUCAAGCGCGCCACCCUCAAUGAUGUUGGAACCGGUUACGCCAGCCAGAACGGCGGAACCUCCGGAGGAGCCGGCGGAACCACCACCACUGUCUCCUCCUUCGCUCAGUUCACCGCCGCUGUUGCCGGCACCGCGAAGAAGGUCGUCGUUGUCUCUGGCCCCAUCACCCAGACCGCCGACCAGAUCAAGAUUGGCAGCAACACCAGCAUCAUUGGCAAGAGCUCCAAGGCCGUCCUCACUGGCUUCGGACUCCUCGUCAAGGAACAGUCCAACGUCAUCAUCCGCAACAUUGCCAUCUCCAAGGUUCUUGCUGGGAACGGAGAUGCCAUUGGUGUUCAAAAGGCCACCAACGUCUGGAUCGACCACGUCGACCUCUCCUCUGACCGUGACCACGACAAGGACUACUACGAUGGACUGAUCGACUUCACCCACGCCGCUGACUUCGUCACCGUCUCCAACAGCUACAUCCACGACCACUGGAAGGCGUCCCUCAUCGGGCACUCCGACUCCAACAGCGCCGAGGACACCGGCCACCUCCGCGUGACCCAGAACAACAACCACUGGUCCAACAUCAACUCCCGCACACCCAGCAUCCGCUUCGGCACCGGCCACAUCUUCAACUCCUACUUCUCCGCGUGCAGCGACGGAAUCAACACCCGCGAUGGUGCCCAGGUCCUCGUCGAGAGCAACGUCUUCUCCGGCAGCUCCAAGCCCCUUUACUCCACCGACGCUGGAUACGCCGUCGCAAGCGACAACGACUUCGGAGGCGGCUCCAACACCGCCCUUGCCGGUACCCUCAAGUCCGUGCCUUACUCGUACACCAAGUUGGGCAGCUCCAACGUCAAGGCCGCUGUUGAGGGCAAGGUUGGCAACAACCUCAGCUUCUAA